Molecule: messenger RNA, 16916 nt
Organism: Coregonus sp. 'balchen'
Lineage: Eukaryota; Metazoa; Chordata; Actinopteri; Salmoniformes; Salmonidae
Source: the annotation of a GenBank genome assembly
CUCCCUCAGUCAUUGCGCGGGUCGAGUAAACCCACAGUUUAGUGCUGACUAUGGUUUACAGAACAUCUGCCAGCAGCACCAUUGUACCACAGUGCAGCUGUCACCAUUACUUAAUCCGCAUUGGUUUGCAGCAAAAAGCAAAUUGAGCAAGACAACUCAACAGCGCUGAACACAUACGCCCUAGUCAUCGAUUCAGAACGGUCAGAGGUGGACUUUGUCCACCAUUUUUUGACUCUUUUGGGGAAUACUAAAGAGGAGGAUACGCAAUUUGGAACAUGUUACUGGAAAAAUUGGUACGGUAAAAUUGUUGCAUAAUUGUUGUAUUCUGAAAUGUAGUCUUGAAAUUCUUGGACUUCUUUUGGACAACCUGACAAAAUGCAAAAUGCUUCCUUGCAACAGAUUGAUUCGUGUAGGGAAGAAAUUGUUCUUUGAAUAGUAUAGACAGGCGUCCAGAUUUUGCAUGCGAGCUAUAACAAAACGUAUGUAAUUAUUCUUCCUAGGCAUUAACAUAUUGUCUUAAACGAAAAUAAACAAUUGAUGAAUAGCCUAAUUGUCGGUAGGCUAUAGUCUGUAAAUAGUGGCACACGCACUUGUUUACCCGGGAAAGUAAACAUGUUAAUUGGCUAAUGAUUAAUAUUUUGUCAUGUAAGGCUCCAUUAUGUUCUGUGACUAAUUAUUGUCCAUACAUCUUAAUUGAUGCCAGCUAUUUUUUGAAUGUUUCAACUGAAACUGAAUAGGCAGGCCUAUGUGUCAGAUGUAUCAGUUUAACUGCAACAGUUCAGAUGAACUUGAAACAAUAUUGAUGCAAAUGAGUGACAGGAAUCGUCUGUUCAGAUUGAUUAGCCUAUAAUUAAUCACAUUCAUUUAAGUCUUCUCUUACUUGACUUAAUUAUCAGCAAAAUUUCACAUAUGAAAAGAUUGGUUUCAAUAGCCGAGCAAACUUGUACAAAAACAAAUAACAAAAUCUAAUCAAAUACACAUGAUUCAGGGAUCAACUUACAAAGAUUAUUAAAGACAAAGGGCUUGUUUGGAUUGAACUAAUUUCAAGGAUUGUUUAUAUUACACUACCUCGUUCAAAAUACAUCGAACAUGGGGAUAGUUUUUAAAAAGCGAUAUUUGUGUAUGAAAUAUUUUGCCAUGAUAAUAAAGUUACUAUACAUAAAUUCAGCUUUUCUGUCCUCCAUUAGAAAAACAAACCUCUCUUCAAACUGCGUCAAUCCGUGGGCUGUUUGUGGAAUAACAAAAGGCAACCAACCACUUGUUGUGAUGAAUUUUAAGGAGUACAUCAAGCAAAAAAAAAUAUUACGUUCCUCUCUUCAAGGAUUGUUUAAUCAUAUUUCAAGCUCAACACAUACAUACACUAGUAACAGAAUAUUUGUCAAUAUGAAGGUACUAUGGUCAGACCAGAGGCAAAUAUAGGCUAUAGGUCAAAUACUUUAAAAUAGCCUAUUUGAGGUGCUCUUGAUUUUGCUGUAAAUGUACAGUGUAGGCUAAAUCAUGCUCAGCUUGAGUAUUUGAAUGUAGUUGACAUCAACCAGUAUACAAAUAUCUAAGUUGUCACAGUACCUACCUAUAACUGGUAUCUUCGCACUAGUAGAAAAUUAUUUUGGGAUUUGUUUGAAUUCAUCAGGUGGAUUACCUGAUGGUCUAGUCUUGACUCCUUGAUGCUGAUGUUGCGUGAACAGCUUUAGGAUGAUGUCUAUCUCUUAUUCUCAGGUAGUUGUUCUCGUCGCACUCCUUACGGGAUCCAGUGUUAGUGUGGCAUAUGUCUUUCAAGCAAGUCGACCUGGAGAAGAUGCAGGAUCUCCGCCACAAACCAAAAGUGAGACAUGAAUCAAUGUGUUGACAUCUGGCCUUUCCUGCCCUGACACUCAAUUGGAUAAUAAUGGUUUUAUUACAGUAGAAUAAAAUAGAGGAUAAUAUAACUGUCCCUUCGAGGAUGGAAAUUGUCCUAUGGCAUCACCACUGUUCAUUUUCUUCCAUAUUUUUCUGGUACAGUAGGCUAAUAUACUUACAGUAGUAACCCAAUAUUUAAGAUUGACGUUACAUUUUCUGCAGCCUGGUCGCCUUAGCCUUCGUCUUGUCAUAACGCCAGAGCUUAUUAUGUGCAACACACAAACUGUGUUUUCUAGUGAAUAUGGGAUCUGUAUUAGGACACAUCCAUGGAAGUUGUGUCAGAGUCACAUGGAGUUGGCAUGUCUCUUUAGCAUUGUGAUAAUGGUGUUCUCUUGUCCCAGCUAUUUCAGACUCCCUGUGGGUUAGCUCAGCAGGAUCAUGUACGGGCAGAUGUUUUGAAUUGGAGGAAGCUUUACCGCCAGGUUGCAGAUGUGACAACUUGUGCAAAACCUACUACAGCUGCUGCUCAGAUUUCGAUGAGCACUGUUUAAAAACAGGUUUGUGUACCAGCUUGUCUUUUAACUAUUUUCUCUUACUGUAUAUCUUACUGUGGUGCUAUGGUAUAAUUAAGCAAUAAGGCCCGAGGGGGUGUAGUAUAUGGCCAAUAUACCACGACUAAGGGCUGUUCUUAAGCACGACGCAACACGGAGUGCCUGGAUACAGCCCUUAGCCGCUGUAUAAUUGCUGUAUACCACAAACACCCGAGGUGCCUUAUUGCUAUUAUAAACUGGUUACCAACAUAAUUACAGCAGUAAAAAUAAAUGUUUUGUCAUACUCUUGGUAUACGGUCUGAUAUACCAUGGCUUUCAGCCAAUCAGCAAUCAGGGCUCGAACUGCCCAUUUUACAAUCCCCAAUAUGCACAGAUUAUAACCAUCCACUACUGUUGAAAAUAAUGUACACCAAAUUACACAAUGGCUGAUAUUGAAUUUGCUUUCUGAUUGAUUUGUGUGCAUGAGUCAUGACUAUGGUCCUGUUGUAGCUAGUUGUUGGUGCUGAAUACAGGCUGUUAUGUCCCUUCCCUGGUGCAGCGGGUGGCUUUGAGUGCAGUGAAGAUCGCUGUGGGGAGACCAGGAAUGAUGAGCAUGCAUGCCACUGCUCAGAAGACUGUCUGGAGAAAGGAGACUGCUGCACCAACUACAAAGCCCUCUGCAACGGUACACACUCAAACUAGGGAUGUAUGAAAGAUGUAUUCACUGUUGAAGAAAGUGAAUUUAGGUCAGUUCAUUCCGUAUUGGGACCCAAAUGGCAAGGCAGUUGGUUAGAAGGUGACGUAGGAUGUGGGCUUUGGGUUCUUGUCUUGCAUUUUCCUUUGGACAGAAGUGCAUUAGCUUCACAUAUGUUGUUUGCUCUACAAUGAACCGCUAAAAAGUGCAAGCUGUGAGUCGCAUAUACAAUGUUACUUUUGCAUUCUACAUGGUAUCGAAAGGAAAUUUGAGGAGAAUUCUUCUUUUGAAUCAAAUUCCGAUGCACCGGCAACAGACAAUUUUACUAGAUCAUGUGCUAAACUUUAAAUUUUCAAAUUCUCCUAUUGCAGAAGACACUAAAUGGGUGGACGAUGAGUGUGAGGAGAUCACAGGCCCUGAAUGCCCUGCAGGGUAAGUUUGAAUCAAAAACCCAAUAAAUGUUUUCUUAUUAUUUAUGAUUUUAUCCUUAGAAACAGUGACAAUGGCUUUAUGGUCUGGGGAAAGGGGCAGCAGUUGAGCAGACACCUCCAACUUGGACUGGAACCAGUAGCCCUGUGGGUACCUUUUGACCUAACACUACUAGGCCAUAUGGUUCCCAUAGAAUUUGUGUAAAAUAAAGAAGUGACAUCACGUCAACAGUUAAUUUUCCAUGACAGCUUUACAGUAUUUGAUCGUUAUUCACAGUUUUAUCCGCCCUCCUCUGAUCAUGCUGUCGGUGGAUGGGUUCCGGGCCUCCUACAUGAAAAAGGGCAAAGCGGUGAUCCCCAACAUGGAGAAACUACGUAAUUCACUCCCACUCACAUCCUGACACUAGAUAGGCCAUACUGUAGCUAAUGGUGUUGAAGGCAGAAAAGGUGAAGUACCCAGGCAAUUUGCAUGGCAAUCACAUUUAUUUUAUAAAGUCGUUUUUUACAUUAGCAGUUGUCACAAAGUGCCUUACAGAUACCCAGCCUAAAACCCCAAAGUGCAAGCAAUGCAGAGGCAGAAGCACAGUGGCUAGGAAAAACUCUCUAGAAGGCAUAGGGGUCUACUCUACUCUACUCUACUAUUAUGUUUAUGAUCAGAAUGGAUGUGUUUAGAUUUCAAGCAGUGUGAUGAAAGUUUCUAGGCUACUGAUCAUUGGCUCAUUUAUUUCCAUAUAGGAACAUGUGGCACUCAUGCACCCUACAUGCGACCGGUGUACCCCUCCAAAACUUUCCCCAAUUUGUAUACUCUUGCCACGGUAUGUUUACUUAUUCUGAUGCCAUAUGAAUAUACCACUGUUUUAUUGAAACUUGAAAUAAAAUAUGUUUUCAAUUAGAUGGUUUCCAAUACAUUUCUAUAUACAUUGUAACAACUUUACAAUAACAUUGUAACAACUUUUAAACAGAUCAUUGUUUCAAUUAUGUUUCUCUGGUAACUCUGUGAGUUGUGAUGUUUUUAGGGGCUUUAUCCAGAGUCUCAUGGAAUAGUGGGCAACUCCAUGCAUGACCCCGUGUUUGACGCCAAUUUCAACCUGAGAGGGAGGGAGAAACUGAACCACCGCUGGUGGGGUGGCCAACCUGUGAGUGUAUAGAUACUGUCAAAUUCUUCACAGUUACACAGUUUUUAAACUUAGGGAAAUACACCAAUAUUUGUGCAGAAUCACAAUUACAUUUGUAGUGUAAGAUAACAACUUGGAGCAGUAUCAAGUGGUUAGGAAUGGAUAAGAUAAUAAGUGAAUGGAUUUUUUGCAUACUGUAUGCCUCAUGUUUUAUAUCUGAGCUUGGAACAUUGCCUGUUUCCCUGUAUGUCUGUAGAUCUGGAUCACUGCGGAGAAGCAAGGGGUGAAGGCAGGCACCUUCUUCUGGCCAUGGUGAGUUAACUUGGUCACUUUGUCAAUGACUAUUUCGACCUUCAACUACAGUGGCCUGUUAGAGCAAAAUGAAACCCGUCGAUUGAGGAACCCGUGCGUCAAUUAAUAAAAAAAAUUUAAAAAUCCCCAUCAAAAUCUGUCUGUUUAGGCUAGAGAUAUCAGUUUAUAACUGUAGCUUAUAUCUUUGUAUGGGCUGCGUCUCAAUCCACCGCAUCCGCCUAUGUCUGCCUUCCGCAUCUGCGGUGGAAAGUGCCAGCGCUACAGCACUGUUUGUCAGACCAGGAGACAUCCCAAAAAUCUAAUAUUGAAAGGGGAGACCCUCACGAACAUGAUGGUGUCACAGGACUCAUCUGAAGGUAACCCGGUACCAGUUUAAAAAAUGACUGGAAGUAUGGAAGUUGUUAUUUUACUUGUGAAAUAAUGCAAAUCAUUUGCAUAUCUAUGACCUAAUAAGCACGAGGGAGGUGGUCCUUCCUACACCACAUCUUUACAAACAAUACCCCCCAUACAAGCAGACACAUUGUCCAUUGAGCUUUCAAAGCAUGGUAGCGUAGAGCCCAGCUUGUUUUGCUAGCUAGUUUAGCUAAUUAGUAUAUACACAUGAGAGCCACGUGUUAGACUGCCAGACGAACACUUUGGUGGAUAUUUCUACGUUUUGACACCCUUUUGGGUUUUUGCAAAAAUGUUUUACCCCAUAACAUGUAGUUAUUCUAAACCAUGAGAUACCGGCAAGUAUACUUGACUGACAUGUCUGUGUUGUUGCAGGGUGAUUCCACUGGAGAGGAGAAUCCUGACCAUCUUACGUUGGCUAAGUCUUCCUGACGAUGAGAGGUUAGAUAUUCAUCCCCAAUGCUCAUUUAAUAUUAACAUUAACUUGUGCCAAACUCACUUCCACCAAUUUUCCCAACCAAAUUUCCCCAAAACACUCAGAGAUGGACUAAUUUGGGGGGGGGGGGGUGGGGGCAUUAAUAUAUAUAAGAGCAUUAAUAGAUACUGAAUAGAGAAGCAAGCUACUGUACUGUACUGAGGUCAGUGGUUGAGAUGUGUGUCUGUGUGCUGUCUUUAGGCCCUAUGUAUAUGCUGUCCACUCAGAGCAGCCCGACACGUUCGGACACAGACUGGGGCCCUUCAGCAACGAGGUGAGCGCCUCUGAUUGGGCCAGAGAUAACCUCAUCCCCAGGCUCGAAUUGGUUCGACAGAGAGAGCGAGCGAGAGCCGGCUGGUGGACGCAAUUAGGCCAGAGAUGGUUCAUGGUUGCUAUGGGGCGGGGUGGGUGUUGGGGAGGAUGUGUCACGUAAGAGCCUCAUCUUAAUGGGCUAAAGAGCUAAAUCAUGUUGCGCUCUCUAACUUAAACAUUGAUACUGUAAAUACAGGUAAAAUGUUAUCAUGAACCACAAUUGACAAAGUCCAGAGAUUGUUCUUGAGGCAUGACUUACUGUAGUAACCAUUGUGUGUUUUGUGUGCUGUAGUUGGACAACCCCCUGAGGGAGAUUGAUAAUGUCAUUGGUCAGCUGAUGAACGGCCUGAAGCAGAUGAACCUACACCGCUGUGUCAACAUCAUCGUUGUUGGAGACCAUGGUAUGGAAGAACGGACCACAAGGACCACCAUUUUGAAUUGUAUCUGCACUAGCCUAUGUCUACUCUGGUUAACUGACUUAACACCAAAACCUGAUGUCUUUCCCUGAUGUCUUGAUAACAUUGUGAAAAUAUCCAUAUUUACCUUGUUGUAAUCUGAUGUCUCUGCAACCAGAAAACCAUUUUACAAGCAUAAAAUGAUGUUAUUUUGAUGUCCCAUGUCAACUUUUGUUCCAUGGGAAAUAUUUACUAACCUUGGCUUAUGCGUAACUUAUCUCUUUCUCCCCCUAGGAAUGGAGGAGGCCCACUGUGAUAGGACUGAGUUCCUCAGUACCUAUCCUGUGAACGUGGAUGAGAUCAAUCUGAUCCCUGGAUCUCUUGGGAGAAUCCGGGCCCGGGAUCCCAAAUCAACCACCUGUGAGUUACACAGUACUGUAAGAGAAUGGACAUAGCAGGCUAGAUUCAUGAACUAGAAUGUGUUCACACAUUUAUUUCGUUCUAGUUAAUUUUUUCCUAUGUAUCUGUUUGACUUUUUAUGUUUACUUUUUUCAGAUGACCCAAAAGUAGUUGUGGCAAAUCUUACAGUAAGUGCACAUGAAAAAUGAACAAAACUAAACAAUUAUUAUGUUUUUGUUAGAUAUUUUGCUGGCUGUGUAGAACUUACAGUAAGUAAUCUACGUGUGGUCACAGAGUCCAUGUAAUGACCUUGUUUUUCAGUGUAAAAUGCCAAACCAGCACUUUAAGCCUUACUUGAAACAACAUCUCCCGAAACGGCUUCACUACGCCAACAACCGCAGAAUUGAGGCUGUCCACUUACUCAUGGAGAGAAAGUGGCACAUUGCCAAGUACUGUAUUUUUCUACACUACUAGUACUAUCAACUCAACUAGAUUAAGUUAAAAAGCGUUAUAUGGAAUUUGGGGACGAAUUGGUAUUUGUGUAAUGCUUUUUAUUUUGUAUAUUCUUUCUAUGUGAUGCAGGAAAGUGCCUGAAAACAGGAGGCAUCCUGGGAGAUGUGGUUUCUUUGGUGACCACGGAUUUGACAAUAAGAUCACCAGUAUGCGGGUAAACCCCUUAAAUUAACAUUCUGUCAGUGCAACAUUUUUCACAUAUUGUAUUCUUAGCUGCUUGUGCUUACAUUGUUUCCAAUGUUUGUUCCCUGUAUAGACAAUCUUUUUGGGCUAUGGACCAAGCUUUAUGUUCCAGACAAAAGUGGCAGAAUUUGAAAAUAUCGAGUUGUACAAUGUCAUGUGUGGUACGAUUUCUUUCUGUACUUAUUAAGUGCUAUUAUGAGCUUAUUUGUUGCCACCACUGAUUACUCUGAAACCAAUAUUUACAAGAGAUAUUUAAUAACUAGGAAAUAUAAAGUUUCUGUGGAAAUGUCCAUCUCAUAUGCCCUUUCUCAGACCUCCUGGGCUUGACCCCUGCCCCUAACAAUGGAACCCAUGGCAGUCUGAAUGACAUGCUGAAAGCCCCUCCUUUCACACCCAUCAUGCCAAAAGAAGUGACCGCACCCACCACCUCUGACACCACCUCUGCCAUAACCUACGACCUGCGAUGUAGCUGUGACAAUGAGGUCAGUGGUGAGGUCAUGAGUGGAAACCUGAGGUCAGUGGUGAGGUCAUGAGUGGAAACCAACUCAAAGUGUUUUAUAAUAUAAUAAUAUAAUAUGCAAUUCAGCAGACGCUUUUAUCCAAAGUGACUUACAGUCAUGUGUGCAUACAUUUUUACGUAUGGUUGGUCCCGGGGAUCGAACCCACUACCCUGGCGUUACAAGUGCCAUGCUGUACCAAUUGAGCUACAGAGGACCAGGGUUGGGAUCCAUUCCAAAGAGCAAUUUCUCAAGCAAGAAUUUAGCUAGGUCUGUCUGGGACUGGUCUGAGUAAGGGAAAACUGAAAACGAGCUGUUAUUGGCAGAGAGGUUUGGAACUCUCUUUCUUAUUGGUCUAAUAACUAAUUUAUCGCCUGGUGAUGCCACUGGGCAUGCCAAAACUCCAUCCCACUAAAACAGGCUGAAAUUUCAGGAAGUCUUUUCAAACAGCUCUUACACUAAAAGGGCAUUAUCAUAAUUGUCACAAUUUCACAGUAUUAUUCCAACCUCAUAGUGUGGAAAUAUAUAUAUAUAUAAAACAAAGGAAAAUCACAUUUUUGACUGCACUGGGCAUUUAAGGUCUCUGUUCCUCUGUUUCAGAACAAAGUAGAGGAGAACAAUCAGAGAUUCAGCCCAGCAGCAGAUGGUAAGUGUCUAUCUUUUAGAGUGUGUUCCGUUAUAGUUUACUUAAAGUGAUAGUUAACUUUUUUGACGUUUUAGCUUAUUUUCCACUUACCUAGGGUGUUGUGGAGACAUCCAAACCAUUUUUAAGUUUGUUAGCUGGUAAUUUAUCAACCUCCAGAAUCUUCUGGCUAACAGUUUAUGUGAAAGAUUGUAUCAGUUAGCAGUGCAUUCAAAAGUAUUAUAACUGGCCUAGUCUGACAUGAAACGCGAAAAAUGCUAAUAUUGGGGAUAUUGACAUGCAUUGGUUUUUGGACACAAAUGGCCAGGGAAACAAAACCAAAGCAUGGAUUGCUGUCUUACCUUGUCCAUAAACUGCUCACUGGGUAAGGAAACUAUGUUAUUUUGUAAUUUGGGUGAACUAUCCCUUUAACUAUUCUUAAACUCAUACCCUGACUUUCCCGCUUACUGAGUGACUAAGAGCUUAGCAACUGCCUGAUGUGUAACCGGUGGCACUGUGUGACUUAACAGCUUUGCUUCCUCGCUCACACGUCCGCUACUGGGAUUGAUCUUGUGUCUUCUGUUUCCCAUACACAUGUGACCACCCUCUCGUAUCACGUCCAUGACGCUGGUGGGGGUAUUUCAAGCUGAGUUGUGAGCUUUAUCAACUAAACUCGGUUACACUCGCCCCUCUCAGUCCAUAGCAACCCCAGCCGUUGAGCUGAGUGCAACUGCAGAUCCGGGGGCACGGCACCACUGUAACCGGCGGCAUGCUACUUGCUUAACAGCUUUGCUUGUCAGCUUUGCUUCCUCGCUCACAAGCCCACUCUGUCUCGCAAAUACACGUGACUGUCCUCUUAAAACACCUUAGCCAGCUUAGCCACCGAAAAGCAAUUAAAUGGCACAGGUGGUAGUGUUUCAAGCUGAAGCUUUAUCAACUCAACUCGGUUACAGACGCACCAUGACAAUGUGAAUGUGAUUGGUUGAGAACCCGUAGUGCAGAGCGUUUACACUUUGUACACACGUUCAUUUUCCACUCCUGAGUGUCUCCAGCCAGCUCCAACACAUUUCCCCCAUGCUUUUGAAUGCACUAACUAAUGCAAAUGCUAAUGCUAAUACUAAUGCUAGUGUGCUAACUGACACAAUCCGUUUCCACUAGCAUUGCUACAUGCUCCAAAAACACUAGCCAGGGGAUUCUGGACGUUAGUAUUGAACCAGCUAACGAACUUAGAACUUUGGAUGAAACAAUAACACUCAGGUAAGUCGAAAGCUAAAACAAAAACAAAAAACUAUCCAGUUUGUUAACCAGCACUUGACCAGCAUCAUAUCAGUGUCUACAUGUGAAAACAUAUUUUUUACAUUCUGUAAUUAAAAAGAUGAGAAGAACCAGAAAAUUGCAAUAUGCAUGCAACAUGCAAUAUUCAGACAAUAUAAAAUAAAAAGAGUACUAUACUGUAGAAUUAAAAUACAAAGUGACUGAUUUCGAGCCCAGGUUAACUACUGCCCUCCUUGCUUGAUGAAUUGGUGUUUUCACAGACGCCACACACCUCCCCUUCGGUCGACCAGCGGUUCUUUUCCAAACGACGUAUAGCCUCCUCCUCCACAGUGACUUCAUCAGUGGAUACAGCCAGGAACUCUCCAUGCCCCUAUGGACGUCAUUCACAGUGCCCAAACAAGUAGGCUAUUCAUCACAUGGAACACAAGAAAUGAAACUGACCUCGAGUCAUUUAAUGACUCGAUCCAUAUGAUUUGAGAGCUUAUCCUCAGACCUGGGGCAUGUUGAUUCGUUGAUCAGUGGUUGCAGAAUGGUUUUUGAAUUGUGACCCACAUAAGGCUUGUUACCCACAGAAUAGACACACAAAAAAAUAGCAUAGCCACAGCCCAAUAUUUUUCAUAAUUUCAUCAUUAAUAACGUUUGGUCAGGGACUGGCUAUGACCUACCAGUCUGUCCGGAGCCACCAUUUGGGAAACAUUGCAUUAGGUCAUAUCUUUUCAAAGCUCUUUUGAAAUGUCUCUGUUUACUUGAAUGGUUGCAGUGAGUAGCAAGUGUGAAAACAAUUAGUAUGUGUGAAAACAAUUAGUAGUCCUGUUGGGAGAUCGUAAAUGUUAUUUUGGUAUUUGACUCAACUGGUUAAUUGCAUUUUGUAUUAGAAUGAGCGUGGUUUUGCUUUAUUGGGGGGAGAGAGCCUGGAUAGGGACUUGCGUAACACUAACCUAACAGAACCCUAUACAGAUCUAGACACGAUCCAGCACACAAAUAUCAAAUAAUGACAUGGCCCCAAUCACAUACAGCAACACUGUAUUGGGUGUUUGUAUACCACUUCUCUCUCAUUUUACGAUGGGAUUUCACAAUGUGUUACUAAUGACAACGUGUUCCCUUCCAGGAUGAAGUCACACCCAUCCCUGAGCCUGAGCCAGUGAGUAAGUGUGUGAGAGCAGACAUGCGGGUCCCUCCUGAACACAGCCUGGCCUGCACCACCUACAGCCAGGACACCGACAUCUCCUAUGGCUUCCUCUAUCCACCAGGUGGGUCGCACACUAGCCCACCCUGGGUCAUGUUCAUUAAGGCACACUGAAGCAAAACAUUUUGCAAUGCAAAACGAAAACAAGCGUAUCUUAUUGGACAAGUUCAGACAGUAUCUCUCGUUUCACUUAUUUUCGUACCUAAUGAAGAUGACCCUGGUCUUGGGGAGCUACAGGGUGUGCAGGCUUUUGUUCCAGGCCUAAAUGGGAGGUAAAUUAAAGUAUAUGUUUGUAUUUUUUAUGCUAGAGCUGGCCAUGUCUCCUGAAUCAAAAUAUGAUGCAUCACUGAUCACGAACACCGUUCCCAUGUACCCUGCAUUCAAAAGUGAGUAUUCAUUUAUUUUUAUACAACAGGUGGUUUCUCGUGGCUAUGACCACUUCAUAGCCAUGAUAAAAAUGUCAUAACACAUGGCCUCUCAUGUAUUAUUGCUUGAAUGUAUACUUAUAAUAAUUUAUUUAUCUUUUUUAUUUGUAUAUCCAACCCCUUUGAAAAUGCUGGUUCAAAUGCUUUAUAAAUCUGGCACUGCGUUUUGUUAAGCAGUUUGUAGUUAUAGGUUCUCUAAGGAGAUCCUUGUUGCUCACUUUCUGUUUUUCUCUGGUUGAUGCUUCCCUGCAAAGCUAUUACAGUUACCAAUCACAUAGUAUAUAGUACAUGUGGCCCUCUGUGACUCUUGUGCUGCAUCUUUGCUUGGACUGGCCAUGCUAAUGUGUGGAGGGAGAAGUAGGAGGGUGAGUGAGGAGGGAGGCUAGUCUGAUGACCUCAGGUCUGGGAGAGAAGGGACAGGCUGACACCCAUUGUCCUCUCACUGGAGAGAGAUGUCCAGUACCCGCACACACACGCACGCACACACGCACGCACACACGCACACACAUACACACAAAGAGAGAGCCUCAGUGAAGCCUGGUGGUGAAUGAUUAUAGAGAAGGAUGUGAAGGGGAGUUCCCUUGUCUGGGGAGUUUUAGUGCAGGGCAUGACUUGUACUUCUUCUUGAAGGAAUGUGCAUCAAGAUCAGACCAGCCUUUGGCUUUUGAGAUGCAUACAAGGUGCCCUGCUAUAAUUCACAAGGUGUAAUAGCACAUUAAUAACAAGUAUUCACAAAAUGCUAUACACAGAUGCAGUAUAGAGAGUAUUUUUCAAGGCUGGCUAUAAGCAUUAAUUUCAGUUCAUGAUUUCUUAUAACCUCCUAAAUGCAUUCAUGCAACAGGGGAUUUACAGACAAUGUUAGCUAACAUUUGUUUUGGUUCUUCAACUAACAUUUGUCGUUGUCCUUCAACUCUGCAGAAGUAUGGAGCUACCUCCAGGGGACUCUUCUCAAGCGCUACGCAGAGGAGAAUAACGGCAUCAAUGUGGUCACCGGUCCCAUCUUUGACAACAACUACGAUGGCCUCCGGGACACCACCGUGAUGAUCAAAGAGUAAGGACUCAGACCAAUAGCGUUUGCACUUAGCACCUCUGAACGUAAUUUGCGAACCGAGUGUGCACCGAUUUUACAUGGAGAAUCCCAUGAAAAAUGUAGGCAGUCAGAUAUCCCUAAAACAUAGCUCGCUGAACGAUCGGUAGACGAAUGCUAGAUUCACAUUACUGCAGUGGGCUAAAUCAGGGUCACACAGAGUGAUUCUUUGAAACAAAAGUAUACACUUCACAUACAUACUGUAGCUAGGGGCUUAAAAAAAGAAGACACCAGUACCAUGUCAGAUAUAGAGUAGAAAUGUAUUCAAUUUUGAUUUUGCAUCCCAAAAUUACACUUUAUAUACUGUACAUCACAGGAGACUGAAAUAUAACAAAACUAUUUGACAUAGAAACACCGGAUUUGAUUUGUAAAAAAAACAUUAUUAAUUAUGAAAUUAUGAAAAAUAUUAAUAACAUUCCACCCAUGAGGCCAAAGAGGGCGCAUUUGGUAAUUGACUGCAGAAAAAAGGGCUACAGGUGACAGGUAGUGAUGGGGGAAAAAUACUGUUACAUAUCACAAUUCUAUUUUUGGAAGAUAUUAUAUCUAUAUUUGACUCCCAAGUAUCAAUUUUGCUACUAUAGGCAGUGGUAGGUAGCUGUAGGUAUUGUUAGCUAGUGCUAGUCGGCUGUACCUGCCCCAAAACGCCGGUAUUUUUCAUCCUAUAGCUUGUUCUCCGGCUUUAAAAAAAUAGUGAGCCAACAUGUUUUCAGCACUUUUAUUUCCAUGACUGAUCAAAACUUGUUUUCUCAUGCUCUCUCUUGUCUCUCUGCAGCAGACAUAUGGUGAGCAAUAUGUUAUGUCGUGAGAAUUGCAAUACAAAUUGUAUUGGCACCUAAGUAUCGUGAUAAUAUAAUAUCGUGAGGUCCCUGGCAAUUCCCAGCCCUAGUGACAGGUCAAGGUGUUGCCCUUUGACCUGUGUUUGUAAGAUGUUACAAUCAAAGGGGAUCAUGUUUUGUGUUAUUGUAUUUUUAUGUUCAUAUGGUUAUGGCUGUUCAACUGGAGUGAUCUGGAUUCAUUUGGGGUUUUACAUAAUUAAUCAAGGGUCUCCAACAGGUCGAUUGAGAGCUACCAGUAGCUUGCAGACCACCUAUGAGUAGCCGCCAAACAAUCAUAUGAAACUACAUGCAAUUUUCACGUGUUCCACCGCAAACUGUCGUAAACAAAUCUGACAAGUAUCAGACACAGCAAGCUCCCAGCUACUAUCUAACCAAUGCAACAUUGACAUUGUCCCACCCCUGGUUUGCCACUAUUGGCUUAAAAAGCAAACCUAACACAAUAUCUGCCUAUUAAUUUACAGCAAUAUUGCCCCUUUCUGUCUGUGUGGUGCGGGCGUUUGUCUAUCACACCGUUUGUAGCCAGGAGUGAUGGGUCUUUCGUGAACAAACAGCUCUUUUUAAACGUCUCUUUUAGGUAAGAGAAUCGCAUAUGUGAACGAGCCGUUCAUUUGGCUCCCUGAUUUGCAUACUUUUACUAUUGCUUUUUGAGCUCCAGACAUCGAUUAUCUGCAGAUAAAUUAUACAAACAUUGUCUGAAGAUGGUAAUUCCUCAGUGCAGUAACAAUAUAGUGAAGAGAGAGCCUCAUUCUGGUUCACGCACAUUUUUUUCAGUGCGUUGUAACUGGCAUGCUGUUUUUAUACAGUAAUACCGUUUUUUUUAUCGCUUUGGUGCAAUUUUCACAAGUAUGUGGUACAUUUUCCCAACUCUUAGUACAAAACUAUAAAUGAUCAUCAAAAAGGCAGUUGUUUCAAAACUCUAAACAAACGUUCAAUUGACUAAGUACAACACACAAAAUCAUAGUCACUUUUUCACCAAAUGUAAUCAGUGUUUCAUCUAGAAAUACAUGUUUCAGAUUGCAAUGUUCAUAUAAAGUAAUUACCUUUCACAAUUCAAAGCUCACUUUACUUUUGAUAUGAUUCUCUUCUCUUUUGUUAAAAUACAUUUUACUAUUACUUAAUCCGACUGCUUUUAAUUGAAAUCCAAGCCCUUAGCCAUGGUAUAUUGGCCAUAUAUCACACCUCCUCUGGCCUUAUUGCUUAAAUGCACUACUAUGAUGAUGACUAUUUAGAUUUUAUUUUAAAUCUGAUAUUGACAAGAUCAGAAAUGCUUGUGUUUGUACAGUGGGGGAAAAAAGUAUUUAGUCAGCCACCAAUUGUGCAAGUUCUCCCACUUAAAAAGAUGAGAGAGGCCUGUAAUUUUCAUCAUAGGUACACAUCAACUAUGACAGACAAAAUGAGAAAAAAAAUUCCAGAAAAUCACAGGCUCCUCUGUCCUCCACUCGUUACCUGUAUUAAUGGCACCUGUUUGAACUUGUUAUCAGUAUAAAAGACACCUGUCCACAACCUCAAACAGUCACACUACAAACUCCACUAUGGCCAAGACCAAAGAGCUGUCAAAGGACACCAGAAACAAAAUUGUAGACCUGCACCAGGCUGGGAAGACUGAAUCUGCAAUAGGUAAGCAGCUUGGUUUAAAGAAAUCAACUGUGGGAGCAAUUAUUAGGAAAUGGAAGACAUAAAAGACCACUGAUAAUCUUCCUCGAUCUGGGGCUCCACGCAAGAUCUCACCCCGUGGGGUCAAAAUGAUCACAAGAACGGUGAGCAAAAAUCCCAGAAGUGUACAUACACUCAAUUAGUAUUUGCUAAAUGAUGUAAAUGUAAAUGUUAAUAUUUGGUAGCAUUGCCUUUAAAUUGUUUAACUUGGGUCAAACGUUUCGGGUAGCCUUCCACAAGCUUCCCACAAUAAGUUGGGUGAAUUUUGGCCCAUUCCUCCUGACAGAGCUGGUGUAACUGAGUCAGGUUUGUAGGCCUCCUUGCUUGCACACGCUUUUUCAGUUCUGCCCACAAAUGUUCUAUAGGAUUGAGGUCAGGGCUUUGUGAUGGCCACUCCAAGUUUGAUGUCUUCACUAUCUACAAUGUAGAAAAUAGUAAAAAUAAAGAAAAACCCUUGAACGAGUAGGUGUGUCCAAUCUUUUGACUGGUACUGUAUGUCAGACUUGGAUUCGCCGGGUUUUUCCACAGGUGCAUGAACAAUGAGGAUAUUUACUGCGAUUUGGAUGAGAACCAAUGGCCAAAUGCUCAAGACAGGCUUGAUGCAAACUAGUGCCUGGAAAACCUUUAUUUUUUCAUUUCUUUACUUUGAUUACAUUGUGAAAGAUGUCUUCAAUGAUCCCACCUUUGAUCACACAUGGGAUAGAAAUUAUGGACAUUUGAUGUUCAGUAAAUUUUUAUGGGUAGUGCAAGUGUAUUGCCUAAUGUGAAAACAGUGUAAUGUACUGUAAUGUACAGUACUGUAGCAUACUACAUUAAAAGGGCAAUUUUGAAACAUGUAUCUUACAUGUUUUGCUAUUGGAUUAACUGGUUGUUAAAAUAACUAAAUUGAGAAGAUAUCAUUAUGCUGUGUUUUGGUGAUUAGACCAAUGUACUCAUUAUAUUUCACAGUAAACAUUUUGGAUCAAUGGCUGUGUGGUGAAAGAUGUCUACAAACAAAAUGAAUGCACAAUAAAACGUUUUGAAUGUAAGACUGGCUCCGUAACAAGUGUUACCAGUUUGGAGUUUUGUACUAAGAGUUUAGAACAUUCACCACACAAUUAUGAAAAUAGUAGCAAAGCGAUUAAAAAAACUAACACCAACCAGGUCAGGUUUGUUUUUGUGCCUGCAACAGUGCGUCUUUCUGUGUAAAUGGAAAGGGGGAUACGUAGUCAGUUGUACAACUCAAUGCAUUCAACCAAAAUGUGUCUUCUGCAUUUAACCCAACCCCUCUGAAUCAGAGAGGUGCAGGGGGCUACCUUAAUUGACACUAUCAGCACUCAGGGAGCAGUUCUUGUUGGGGGUUAACUGCUUUGCUCAAGAACGGCAGAAUUUUCACCUUGCCGGCUCUGGGAAUUGAACCAGCGACCAUUUGGUUACUGGCCCAACGCUCUUAACAGCAAGGCUACCUACCGCCCUUCCGGGUGUGGUGUUUGUGUGGGUGUUUGUGUGCUUGCCUGUAUCUUCAUAAAAGUGACUGCUAAUGACUGUGACCCCCAGGUACGCCGCAGUCUCGGCUCCGGUCCCUACCCACUACUAUGUAGUGAUCACCAGCUGUCAGGAUGUCAACCAGACGGUCGAGGUGUGUGACGGCCCCCUCAAUGUCUUCUCGUUCCUCCUACCCCACCGCAUGGACAACGACGAGAGCUGCAAGGUAAUUCUCUCACCACAUGGGGGUACUAUGUCUAUGACUAUCUAUCUGCUUGAAGAAGCCUAU